Messenger RNA from Ficedula albicollis (Collared flycatcher), 1650 nucleotides. Its product is annotated as serine/arginine repetitive matrix protein 5-like. The transcript is spliced from 2 exons. Lineage: Eukaryota; Metazoa; Chordata; Aves; Passeriformes; Muscicapidae. The record is from RefSeq and is a predicted model, not a curated record. Bases 245 to 1453 code for a protein of 402 amino acids.
GAACAUCAGUCUGGCCCCCUCCACUGGGAACAGACAUCUGGAGGUGGGGGGAAAAGGGACCCCCAUCCCAUUGUGUGCUUUCUGAGGGCACAGAGAAGAUUUUCUGGACAAGGACACUGACAGGGCCUGGGGUGCUGGUCCCAAUCUACCAUGCACUCAGACUCUGGCUGGAGUUGCUGAGAAAGGCCAGGAAUCCCUUUCCCAGCUUCCCUUGCUUCUGCUUGCACGUAUCAGAGAGGGCAGAAUGGCCUCAGAGGAUGACUUGGAAGAAAGUGGCACCUCUUCCCCUGCUAGCAGCACCAGCCAGGUGUCCCAGGCUGCACGUCCAGGUGCUUCAGAGAACCUAAGGUGCCCAAUCUGCCGGGCUCCCAUGAAUGACCAAGCCUCUGCGAGCUGGCGUCGGCACCCUUUCUGUUUUUACUGCACGGUGGAGUGGUUCCACAGAAGAGUGGACGGCCUGAUAUGCCAGUCACUCUUCCAACACGCAUUCCACACAGUGGGAGACAGUAACUCUGAGGUGCAGCCCAUCGGGGAGUCCACCAGCUCUGCCAGCCAUACUCUAGGAGUGCGAGCUGGGUCCCGCUCUGCAGAGAGAUGUCAGCAUCAUUCCUCAGGACGCCAGCACCGCAAGUCUCCCAGCAGAAGCUGUGGUGGCAGCCAUGGCGGCAGCUGUAGGGGCAGCCGUGGCAGGGCCCAAGGGAAGAGCCGAAGCAGGUGUCCAAGGAGGCAUCACGAUGGCCGCGCCAGGGCACAGCAGGCCCAGGGCUCCAGCCACUCAAGCAGCAGGAGACGGCAGAGCAGGGCUCAGAACACUGCUCGUGACAAGGGCCAAGCUCCAAGGACCAAACGGCACGUCCGUGCCCUCUCAAGGAGGCGCAAGCGCCAUCAGCAAGAAUACCAGGUCUCCUUCAUAGAACCGAGGGCAGUAAGGAGCCGAUCCCGGCAGAGGUCACGCGGCUCCAGCAGCCGAACACUGAGGGAGUAUCUAAGGAAGAUGGAACGUGAUGAGGGACGAGCUCUAAGGCAUGACUGCUACAUGCGUGCCUCUUCAGGGAGGAGCAGGCGCCAACAGCAGCGGCAACAGGUUUCUUACAGAGAACCGCAGGUGGCAAGGAGCCGAACCCCAAGGAGGUUCCGCAGCACAAUGCCCCUGAAGGAGAAUCCAAGGAGGAUGGAAUACUAUGAACGACAGCCUUUAAGGAUUGAACAUGCCUUGCCAAGGAGGAGUGAGCGCCUUCAGCAAGGACGCCAAGUUCCUUUCAUCAAACCGCAGGUGACGAGCCAACCCCGGGGGAGGUCCCGCAACACACAGCACCAAACACAGCAGGAGGAUCGAAGGAGGAUGGAACGUGACGAGGGACGAGCUCCAAGACCCGAAGGAGACAUCCCGAGCUCCCCAGAGUGGAGUGAGCACCGCCAGCAGGGGCGCCGGAUUUCUUUCACUGAACCAUAGGUGGCAAGGAACUAAUCCCCAUGGAAGUCCUGCAGCCAUGCUGGGCACAAACCUGGUAGUGCACCCAACCAACAAGGGAAGUACUGUAUGCCCUGUUAGCAGUGUCAGGAACGAUACUACUUCAGACAAAAACAGCCCCUACAACAAUUGCAAAAAUAAAGUCAAAUCCAAUGCUCAAGCCUGGGACCAAGGAUCUA